Orbicella faveolata is the source of this 2514-nucleotide messenger RNA. Its product is annotated as NF-X1-type zinc finger protein NFXL1-like. Gene Ontology annotation, biological process: regulation of DNA-templated transcription. Gene Ontology annotation, cellular component: nucleus. Gene Ontology annotation, molecular function: zinc ion binding; DNA-binding transcription factor activity, RNA polymerase II-specific; RNA polymerase II transcription regulatory region sequence-specific DNA binding. NCBI's taxonomy places the organism in Eukaryota, Metazoa, Cnidaria, Anthozoa, Scleractinia, Merulinidae. The record is from RefSeq and is a predicted model, not a curated record.
GAGUACUAUCCUCGUGUGCAAUAUUUAUUUGUCGUUAUUUUUCGCUUUGAUUCCUUGACAUGCAAAAAUGUUGCGUUAAACACUUAUAUUAGAAACAAAAAUGGACAAAAGACCGUUAUUUCUUGGAAAAGGUCGAGGUAGAGGCCGCGGAAAUGAAGAAAAAGGUACCAAUCCGGCGGCAGGGCAAUCUGGUGGCCGCGGACAUUUGUUACCCGCGAAAUGGGGAAAUUCCAGAAAAGCUGAAAAUGGCGGUGCAAAUUCACCCAAGGUGCCUGAAGCUUCCAAGGAGAGGCAGGAAAAGGCAAAUAAAAUAAAGGAGUCUGCGAAGAGAUACUUGGAAAGAGUGGACGACGAAUUUGAAGACUCCUCAGAGGACGAAGAAAUUAAUGACAGUGAAAUAUUGAACAACACGUUGAAGAACUACAGAAAUACCUCACAAGACAGUGAAGAAGGCCUAAACAAAACUGCUCAGUAUUUAAUAGACUCCUGCAAACCUGGAUCUAGUGUGUGUUUAAUAUGCAUUGCUUCUAUCAAGCACGUUGAUGCAGUAUGGAAUUGUAGCCAAUGUUUCUCAACUCUUCACCUUCAAUGUAUUCAGAAAUGGGCCAGGGAUGGUGCUGCAUAUAACCUCCUGUCCUCUGAUAACAUAUCUCAAGCUGAUCUUCCAUGGUACUGCCCCAAGUGUAGGUUUGAAUUCAAACAGUCAGACUGCCCUACAAGAUAUUAUUGCUUUUGUGAAAAGCAGGAAAACCCUUUGUUUGAUCCAUGGCUGACUCCCCACUCCUGUGGCCAAUCUUGUAGUAAACCUCUUAAACCUGAAUGUGGUCAUGAUUGUCUUUUGCUUUGUCAUCCAGGUCCAUGUCCUCCUUGUCCAAAGACCGUCCGUGUGUCCUGUCACUGUGGAUCUCACCCACCAGUGGUCAGAAGAUGUAGUGCUAAAUCAUGGUCAUGCGGCAAGCCCUGUGGAAAGCUCCUCUCAUGUGAUCAUCACAACUGCGAAUCUCCAUGUCAUCCUGGUGGCUGUCUGCCAUGUCCCAAGGAAAGUAUACAGAGCUGCCUAUGUGGUAAAGUGACAAGUAAAAGACCUUGUGCCAGUCCAGAGUGGCAGUGUGAACAGGUUUGUGACAAGGUUUUGUCAUGUGGCCAUCAUAGAUGUGAAAGAUUGUGUCAUGCAGAUAAUUGUGGUGACUGUCCAAGAACGGGAGAAAGGAAAUGUCCAUGUGGACAAACUACUUUAUCACUGCCAUGUACUGAAGAUGUUCCGACUUGCGGGGGGACCUGUGACAAGCCGUUAGCUUGUGGCAGGCAUAAAUGUACUCAACAAUGUCACACAGGAUCUUGUGGGGUGUGCCGACAAGUGGUUACAAAAACCUGUCGUUGUGGCAAGCGGGAGAAGAAUGUCUUGUGUUCACAGGGGUUUCUUUGUGAAGUCAAGUGUUUGAAGAUGAGACAAUGUGAACGUCACCCCUGCAAACGUAAGUGCUGUGAUGGACAUUGUCCUUCAUGUGAGCUGACUUGUAACCGAACCCUGAACUGUAGGAAUCACAAAUGCCCAUCACAGUGUCACAGAGGUCCAUGUUACCCUUGUCCCCUUCAGGUGGAUGUGAAGUGUUUCUGUGGUGCUACAGUACUGACCUUACCAUGUGGACGAGAAAAAGUCACCAAACCACCCAAGUGUGCUGAACUUUGCAGGUACAUGUACAGUAUCAGCUCUCUGCCAUGUUCAUCAGCAAAGCCAUUUUCAUGUGCUCGGGCAUGUGGCCGCCAAUUGUCAUGUGGAAAUCACACCUGCCAGCUGGAGUGCCAUGUCGUCACUGGUGCGAGUGAUAAUCAACAGGCUGGAAAAGAAUGUCAAGUAUGUGAGGAACCUUGUUCGAAGCCUCGACCAGAGGGAUGUAAACAUGAUUGUCCACUACCAUGCCAUCCAGGAGAUUGUCCGAGUUGCAAACAGAUGGUUAAGCUUCCGUGUCACUGCCGCUUGAUGCUUGUUUAUGUGUCUUGCAGUGAGUUGACAUCUGCAGAUGAACAAACAAGCAAUGAGCUGAUGUCAUGCAAGAAUCAAUGCCCAAAGAUCUUAGCAGCGUGCGGUCACAGAUGUUCUUCUAACUGCCAUGCUGGUCCCUGUCCCUCCCCUGAACUGUGCAACAGGAAAACAGCUGUGAGAUGUCCUUGUCGACGCAAAAAGAGAGAUUUCCCAUGUCACAUGGUCCAAAGGGGUGAAGCUAAGUUAGAGUGCGAUAAAGAUUGUAAUGCACAUAAAAUGAAACAGAAGAAAGAGACAACUAAGGAGGAAGAAUUGAGGAAACAAGAAGAACUUAGAGCACAGCAGGAGGAACUUGAGUGGUUUGAAAGAAAACAGCGUGGGAAGAAACGUCGACCAAGAAAGCAAAAGGAAGAAAUAAUUGAGCCAUCUUGGUUUCAGCGUUACUCGCUCACCAUUUUAAUGUUGUCAGUGGCAGUUGGGUUAAUUGCAGGACUGUUCUUUAUUGCAAUGAACUGACACUAUUGUUACUG